Mandrillus leucophaeus (drill) is the source of this 1720-nucleotide messenger RNA. It is a transcript of the gene DNASE2, whose product is annotated as deoxyribonuclease II, lysosomal. The record is from RefSeq and is a predicted model, not a curated record. The transcript has 6 exons. Gene Ontology annotation, molecular function: deoxyribonuclease II activity. NCBI's taxonomy places the organism in Eukaryota, Metazoa, Chordata, Mammalia, Primates, Cercopithecidae. The coding region runs from base 86 to 1297 and encodes 403 amino acids. Gene Ontology annotation, biological process: apoptotic DNA fragmentation.
GGCGUGGUCUGAGCAGACUCGGGCCUGCCUUUUGCCUCUCCAAAACGCAGCGUCGCGUCUCGGGGGAGGAGUCUCUACCCUCGUGAUGUCCCCGCCCGGGUUCCCAGGCAAGUUUAGGGAAAUAAAAGGUGCCAGGUGCCAGUCCUGGCUUCUGUUGCAACCCAUCGCCCCGCAGCCCCGACACAGAUUCCUGGAUCUCAGCCCCAUAGCAGCGAUGAUCCCGCUGCUGCUGGCCGCGCUGCUGUGCGUCCCCGCCGGGGCCCUGACCUGCUACGGGGACUCUGGGCAUCCUGUAGACUGGUUCGUGGUCUACAAGCUGCCAGCUCUUAGAGGGUCCGGGGAGGCGGCGCAGAGAGGGCUGCAGUACAAGUAUCUGGACGAGAGCUCCGGAGGCUGGCGGGACGGCAGGGGACUCAUCGACAGCCCGGAGGGGGCCGUGGGCCGAAGCCUACAGCCGCUGUACCGGAGCAACAGCAGCCAGCUCGCCUUCCUGCUCUAUAAUGACCAACCGCCUCAAGCCAGCAAGGCUCACGACUCUUCCAAACGUGGGCACACGAAGGGUGUCCUGCUCCUCGACCACGACGGAGGCUUCUGGCUGGUCCACAGCGUACCUGACUUCCCUCCACUGGCCUCCUCUGCUACAUACAGCUGGCCUCAUAGCGCCCGUACCUACGGGCAGACCCUGCUCUGUGUGUCUUUUCCCUUCACUCAGUUCUCGAAGAUUGGCAAGCAGCUGACCUACACCUACCCCCAGGUUUAUGACCACCACCUGGAAGGGAUCUUUGCCCAGGAAUUCCCCGACUUGGAGAAUGUGAUCCAGGGCUACCACGUUAGCCAAGAACCCUGGAACAGCAGCGUCACACUCACAUCCCAGGCCGGGGCUGUUUUCCAGAGCUUUGCCAAGUUUAGCAAAUUUGGAGAUGACCUGUACUCUGGCUGGUUGGCGGCAGCCCUUGGUACCAACCUGCAGGUCCAGUUCUGGCACAAAACUGUAGGCGUCCUGCCCUCUAACUGCUCGGAUAUCUGGCAGGUUCUGAAUGUGAACCAGAUAGCUUUCCCUGGACCGGGUGGCCCAAGCUUCAACAGCACAGAGGACCACUCCAAAUGGUGCGUGUCCCCAAAAGGGCCCUGGACGUGCGUGGGUGACAUGAAUCGGAACCAGGGAGAGGAGCAACGGGGUGGGGGCACGCUGUGUGCCCAGCUGCCAGCCCUCUGGAAGGCCUUCCAGCCGCUGGUGAAGAACUACCAGCCCUGUAAUGGCAUGGCCAGGAAGCCCAGCAGACAUUAUAAGAUCUAACCCUCACGGCCAGGUGCAGGGGCUCAUGUAUGUAAUCCCAGCACUUUGGGAAGCCAAGGAGGGAGGAUUACUUGAACUCAGGAAUUUGAGACCAGCCUGGGCAACACAGUGAGACUGCAGCUCUGCUAGAACUUAAAAAAAAGUUAGUUGGGCAUGGUGAUAAACGCCUGUAGUCCCAGCUACUGAAGCCAGAGGAACGAUUGAACCAGGGAGAUCAUGGUCACAGUGAACUAUGAUUACUCCAACCUCGGUCACCCUGUUUAAAAAAAAAAAAAAAAGGUAGGGGGGUGGGCGCAGUGGUUCACAUCUGUAACUCCAGCAUUUUGGGAGGCUGAGAUGGGUGGAUCACUUGAGGUCAGGAGUUCAAGACCAGCCUGGCCAACAUGGUGAAACUCCAUAUCCAUUAAAAAUAUUUAAAAAUUA